AUGCGUGACAAGUGCUUUGACACUUGUGUAACAGGCCAAGGAGAAUGUGAGAACGGACGUUGUGUGUGUCGACGAGGUUUCAAGGGACGCGACUGUGAGUUGGAUGUGGAUGAAUGCCGCGAACAGCCCAACAUCUGUGACCAGCGUUGUGUGAACACAUUCGGCUCCUUCCGGUGCGAAUGUGAUCCCGGCUACAACCUGGAUCCGCGCGACAAUCGGACGUGCAUCCGGGACAAGUGUUUCGAUACUUGUGUGCCAGGUCAGGGCGAGUGUCAGAACGGACGUUGUGUGUGUCGACGAGGUUUCAAGGGACGCAACUGUGAGUUGGAUGUGGAUGAAUGCCGCGAACAGUCCAACAUCUGUGACCAACGUUGUGUCAACUCGUUCGGCUCCUUCCGAUGUGAAUGCGAUCCUGGCUACAACCUGGAUCCGCGCGACAAUCGGACGUGCGUCCGGGACAAGUGCUUCGACACUUGUGUGCCAGGACAGGGCGAAUGCCAGAAUGGACGUUGUGUGUGUCGACGAGGUUUCCAGGGACGUGACUGUGAGUUGGAUGUGGAUGAAUGCCGCGAGCAGCCCAACAUCUGUGACCAGCGUUGUGUGAACUCAUUCGGCUCCUUCCGGUGCGAAUGUGAUCCUGGCUACAACCUUGAUCCACGUGACAAUCGGACGUGCGUCCGGGACAAGUGCUUCGACACUUGUGUGCCAGGCCAAGGAGAAUGUCAGAAUG
Molecule: messenger RNA, 730 nt
Organism: Spirometra erinaceieuropaei
Lineage: Eukaryota; Metazoa; Platyhelminthes; Cestoda; Diphyllobothriidea; Diphyllobothriidae
Source: the annotation of a GenBank genome assembly